GGGCAGUCAAACGCAGUCCGGGCCGACGUCGAGAGAGCGUCGUGACGACACGGAAACGACGCGUAGCACUCGGUAUCGCCAUCGCGACCACUUGUCGAACGCACUGAUUCCGACGGAAAUACAGGAGUCGAUCCUAGAGCAACUCCGAACGAUCUCGCUCGCCACCCGAAUCGAUCGAACUUCCUUUCGUCGAGAGCAAGUUGCGAGGGUCGAAGGGCGCCGUAAUUGCGUCCCUUUGAGGGCGCUCCGUCACUGUGGAGUGGUGGUGGAGAGACGUUUCGGAGGCCAUACAGGGCCCGCCCUUCGCCCACAUGAAAUCCGACGAGGAGAUGCAGACGGGCCGGGACAGGCACCAGGCCGGUCCUGGAAAUGGCAACGGCCACAACCACCAUUCGAAAAACAAAGGAGGCGAGAGCAGGAGGAUGGUGGAUAUAACAAGAGACAAACCAAUAAAGGUGGCUGUGAGAGUCGUGGUGCCUGUAAGGGAUCAUCCCAAAUUCAACUUUGUCGGCAAACUUCUGGGCCCUAAAGGUAAUUCUCUAAAGAGAUUACAAGAGGACACGAUGUGCAAAAUGGCCGUGCUGGGAAGAGGAUCCAUGAAGGACAGGCACAAGGAGGAAGAACUCAGGGCCAGUGGUGAUCCGAAAUUCCAGCAUCUGAGUGAAGAACUACAUGUGGAAAUAAGUGCUUUUGCCACACCAGCUGAGGCACAUGCUAGGAUUGCGUAUGCCUUAGCAGAAGUCAGAAGAUUUUUAGUACCGGACUACAACGAUGACAUACGUCAAGAGCAAAUGUGGGAAAUGCAGGUGCUGUCCAGCCAGAAAAACAACAACAACAAGACACCGGAAGAACCGCAGCCAGACGGCCCUGAAGACAGACUCAAUGGAGGAGAAGCUGGAAGCACACCAGGAGAACAGACUCCCCAAUCGGAAGAACAUCCAGCUAUGAGAGGAGUACACACAUCAGCGGCCUCUCCCCCCACCACCAUCGACCCCCCUGCCGCCGACGCCUCCCCCACCGCCCCCGCCAUCCCCGACUGCCCGUGCCCCGCCUCUGCCGCCCUGGGCACGCGCAAGAGGCCGUUGCUGGCAGCCGGCGGGCCGCGCACCUCGAUGACGCCCACCAAGCGGACGGUGAUGAGUCUGCUGGCGCGGGCGAGGGCCGCCCAGGCCAAACAGCUGCCCGCCGUCGGAGCCGCCUUUGCCAGAGGGGCGACAGCCGCUUUCGACGAGCGUACACCAACAUUGGUUCCGUUAUUACGAGAGGAUUAUAUGAGUGCAGUGAAUCUCAAUUUAAUUUAAGGCUGUUGUGAUUCUUUGAUUUUACUGCUCAAAUAUUGUGGAAUUUAUAGCGUCUUCUGAAGCUUCUUGAGUUUUUUAAUGAUCAAAUCGAAUGCAGAAGAAUUUUAUGAUUAUUUCGUCGAUUUUUUUUUAAGAUGUUGAAUUUAUGGAAUGAAUAUAAAUAAUGAAAUAAGCACUACAUGUAAUAAAAGAGGUUACCUACCUACUCACAAGCAAGACGAAUGGAAAAAUAGUGAGUAAGUCCAUGUAUAUUUACUGAUUAAAAUAUCACAAUAUGAAUUUUAAAUUAUUAUAAUGAACAAUUAUGCACGGACCAAGAAUAAUCUAAGUGAUAUUGAUUUAUAUGUAUUCAAAUUAUUGCUCAUUGCAAUCUAUUUUUCCAUCCCCAUGACCUGAAUUUUGAAAGGAAUAAUUAUAGUUAUCAUUUUUUCCCAGUAAGCCUGUUAUGUCGGAAAUUUAAAUCAAUUUUUGUAAACCCUGUAUAUUAUGAUUCCUUGGUAUCAUAGGAACAAAUUGUUCAGAGCUUUUUUAGUACUUAUCUAUAUAGAUUAUUAUGUACAAGAAUCCUUAGGAAAUGUCUCCAUUUGUUGUGAAAAUAUAGACAGGAUUUAUUUGGCAGGAUGAAAAAUAAUUAUGAAAUAAAUUUGAAUAACACUCAUAGUGUGCCCCUGUGCCACUAGAUCAUUUCAACAAUAAAAUACAUGAACAUCCUGUCUGUACUUAUCAUACCAUCAUUAUAUAGUUGUGAAAUAAUAAAGGUGUUCCCUCUAAAACGCCCAUUAGAAGUAUAUGGAGUUUUAACUUCUAACAGUGAGGAAUAUAAAAAGAAAUUUUGAAUAGAUUUUGAUUGGGUAUGAUCUAAUUAUAGAACUCGAAAUAUUUCUAAGUGUGUGUUAGAAGGAACAGUUUGUAUAUUAAGUAGGUAAAUGAUUUUUAUUAUAAAUGAAUAAAAUAGGUAAUAUAGAACAAAAUAGACUAAAUGUAUUCAUCAGUGGCUUUCAUCAAAUUUGAAUGUUCAUUUUAACAUUUGUAUGGUCACUGUAUAACUUUUAAUAAAUCUCUAUUCAAAAUUAGAUAAUUGUAAAGUGAAAAAUACAUACUUAAUAUUGAUGAGUGUACCUAAUUAUAAUGUAACAAGUUAAAUAAUUGAUUGUACAGUUAUUUAAAAAAAAUAAUUUGAUUGAAAUGGGGUAGAUACCUGAUGUGAAUAUCUUUUAGUACCCACCUACUGAAAUCUCAAAAAAUGUGUGCCAAAAUAUCAAUUUGAAUAAAAAACAAAUUGAAUUCCCCAUUGAGCAGAUUUGAGUUGUUGUUGGUACCAAAUAAGUCCCUAAUUGAUGUUAAUAAUAUGAAUAAAAAAAUAAUAAAAAUUUGCUAUGCUCUAUAAAAUCAAUGUCUUGUAUGAUGUGAAUUAUAAAUAAAGUUCAAGAAAAUUAUGUUUGUCUCUGUGUUUGAUUUGGUCUUUACAGCAUUCAAUUCAUCCAGCUAGACUGAAUUUUCAAAUAAAUUAAAAACAGGAAUAAAAAUAAUAUAAAUAAUAAAAUUGCAACUACAUAAUCAAUAACAUGAAUAACAAACUGCAGAGCUGUCACUGUAGCUCGGGAAUGAACAGUUCUUACAAAAGUCUUCAUCACAGUUCACACAAAUAUUCAUACAAUCUGUACAGAUAAAAUUAUCACAGUAGGAGCAUUUGCUUCUCACAGAGAGCAGGGCAAAACAUUUAAAACAUUUAUAAUGUCGAUCAGGUACUUCUUUCGAUUUAAUUUGUGGCUGAAUUUUUCUAGAGGCCCCUCUAUAUAACAUUUGAAGGGUUUUUUCCGAUGCGACAUUGACAAUACCUCUUGCUUUAGAUUCGUUGCCUACCUGCUUCUUGAUGAAAUGGUCUUCUUCAUCAAACGGGCAACUUCGUUUUGGCAUUUUGAUUUUGAGGCAACUGAAAUUGAAAUGAAAACGUUUUGAAAUUUUUCACCAGCUGAGUUUAAGUUCAGUCAGCAGUCACUUCACUUCAGUC
Phaedon cochleariae (mustard beetle) is the source of this 3312-nucleotide messenger RNA. The record is from the annotation of a GenBank genome assembly. Lineage: Eukaryota; Metazoa; Arthropoda; Insecta; Coleoptera; Chrysomelidae.